GAAGCUUGGCCCGGCUCGCUGUCAUCCGCGGAGCAGGGAAGGGCAUGACAUGACAUGACAUGGAUCUAAAUUUUCCCAUGUACUGUUAUAUAUGCGUCGUAGCCUGUUAGAAACAUACAAGCAUUUUGGGAUUUCUGUGCACCUCGGCAGCGGUCCUUUCUGCUUUCGACAUCUUUCAAAGAACAGUGGCUAGCUAACUGGCUGGCUAGCUUGUAAGUUUACUGUAACUGUUAAAGGCAGCGAGUGGAGACAGAAAGCCCUCCGCAUGGCGUUAAUCCUGUUUACGAGGUCCCGGGCACCUUUAAUGAAAACAUCCCGAUCUUUAAAGAACGAAUUCCGGAAAAGUAAAGGGAAACUACAAGAUGGUGCCUGUUUCAACUGCACAGCCCUCAGACUCUCCAGUCAGAAACUUGAUGGACUCCAACUCGGCAGUUUGGCCCAGGUCUCCUCAUUCGCUCCUUCCCUUCCCUUGUCGGAUGGACAUGUGGGUCCCAGCCAGAGCCCAGACUCGCCACGGCUCUACUGUGCUUUUGUCUUGGGGGCCUCGUCUUCCCUGUACGCCUCGGCCACAACAGGGGCCCAGUGGACUAUAGCACGACCACAGGACAUCUCUGGUGUAAGGUGGAUACACACUUCGAGGAGGAGAUGGGACGACUCAAAGGUGGAGAAAUCACUGCGUUCUCUAAAGGACAAGAAGAAGCUGGAGGAAGGAGGGCCGGUGUACAGUCCCACGCUCGAUGCAGAGCCUGUGAGAAGGACAAUCCGACAGCGGGUUGUAGAUGAAAUCAAACACUACUACCAUGGCUUCAAGCUGCUGUGGAUUGAUACCACCAUUGCUGGGCGAAUGCUGUGGAGGGUGCUGAACGGACACAGCCUGUCCCGACGUGAGAGGAGACAGUUUCUUAGAACUUGUGCAGACGUCUUCAGACUUCUACCCUUCCUGGUGUUCAUCAUUGUUCCCUUCAUGGAGUUCCUGCUUCCUGUAGCUCUGAAACUCUUCCCCAACAUGCUGCCGUCCACCUUCGAGACACAGUCUAAGAAGGAGGAGAGGUUGAAGAAGGAGCUCAGGGUCAAACUGGAGAUGGCCAAGUUCUUGCAGGACACCAUCGAGGAGAUCGCUCUGAGGAACAAGGUGGCUCAAGACAGCGUGACAGAGGAGUUCUCCACCUUCUUCCAGAAGAUCCGGGACUCCGGGGAGCGUCCCAGUAAUGAGCAGAUCAUAAAAUUCUCCAAGCUGUUUGAGGAUGAGCUGACUCUGGACAACCUGACCCGACCUCAGCUGGUGGCUCUCUGCCGUCUCCUGGAGCUCCAGUCCAUCGGGACCAACAACUUCCUCCGCUUCCAGCUCAUCAUGAAGCUGAGGGCCAUCCGCGCAGAUGACAAGCUGAUCGCAGAGGAAGGAGUAGAGAGUCUGAACGUGAACGAGGUGCAGGCAGCCUGUCGCGUCAGAGGGAUGAGAUCUCUCGGAGUCACAGAGGAACGACUGAGAGAGCAGCUCAGCCAGUGGUUGGAGCUGCACCUGAACCAACAGAUCCCCACCUCUCUGCUGCUGCUGUCUCGGGCCAUGUACCUCCCUGACACACUGUCUCCUGCUGACCAGCUGAAGACCACACUGCAGAAUCUCCCUGAGGUGGUGACGAAGGAGGCCCAGUUGAUGGCGGCAGAGAUGGAGCUCUCCAAAGUGGACAAUAAGACCAAACUGGAGACGACGCUGCAGGAGGAGGCGGCCAUACGCCAGGACAACAAGGACCGUGAGAUGGAGAGGUUGGCUGACGCUGCAGAGAAGGUUGCCAGGGAGGGUGAGCUGGAGCUCGAAGCAGAGAGGGCGAAGCGCAGUGAGACAGAGCCGGCAGUGUCCAAGGCUGACGCGGCUGCUCAUUCAGAGACGCUGAGGGACACAGCACCUGUUAUAGAGGGAAUCAAGGAUGAGGAGAUCACCAAAGAAGAGAUUGACCUGUUGAGUGAUGCCUGCUCAAAGCUGAAGGAGCAGAAGAGGCUGUUGACUCUGGAGAAAGAGGAGCUGGAAGAACUGAAGGAUGAUGUCCAAGAAUACAAUGAGGAUCUGGAGGAAAUAAAGAAGGAGCUCUCUAAGAGCGGCCAGGAGAAGACACUAGAGGAGUCAAAGGCGAGCCAGCGUCUGUCUAAGAGAGUGAACCGUAUGAUCGGUCGCAUCGACAAGAUCAUCCUGGAGCUGGAGAAGGACAAGGUCAUCCUGGACGGACAGAUGGACAGUGGAACCACCCCACCUGUCGGUCUGUUCUACACCUUCAGGGAGAACCUCAUCAGUAUUGACGAGCUGAUCAGCGUCAUGCGGCAGAUCCAGAACAUUCCAGAGCACAAGCUGCAGAGCAUCGCCGAGGCGCUCGACGACAACAAGGACGGGAAGAUCGACAUCGAUGACGUCAUCAAAGUGGUGGAACUGAUUGACAAGGAGGACAUCGACAUCUCCACCUCUCAGGUGGCUGACAUCAUGGUGAUGCUGCAGAAGGAGGAGAAGCUGAUGGAGAAGGAAAAGGCCAAAGAGAAGGCGGAGAAGGAGCAGGCAGCCACGCUCAAGAGCUAACUCGUUUUCCUUAAAAGACACAGAGCACUCGUAAAAAUGAUGGUGAGAAGCUUGUGAUUGGUACCCGGCCACAGGAAACUCUGGACACCAGAUCAGUCUGGACAAAAGAGUCGCAAGGUAAUGGCUGCAUUCUCAAAAUGUCACCUCACCAUAAAUUGAGCUCCUACAAAUUUGUUUAAAAAAAUGAAAAAGAAGGCUCGUUGCCUUUGAAACGCACAAAAUCCAAAAGAAACUUAAUUUGCCGUAAUGCUAAGCUCUUGUGGACUGACCAUGUAAUAUAUGUUGAUAUUUGGUUUUGUGUAAUUUUACUCAAGAAUUUGUUAACACAGGGAACAGAAUGACAUGAAACCAUGGUUGUUCUCCCAACUUAAAAGUUGGCAAAGGAAGAAAAUUGAUCCAAUGAUUGGAAAAUAUAUGAGGAGAAUAUAUUAUUUAAUGUCUGUGAAGAUUCUCAGUCAUCCAGGUCAUGGUUUUCCAAGAAAAGUUAAAUCGAGGGCGACGGGACUUGGUUGUAGAUCUCGUAGACGUUUCCUCCCCUUCCUCAGCUCUGGAAUCGUUUAAAGUUUGAGGUGAACCGUCUUGCCUUUCAUUUCAUUCGUGUCAUCAUCUCAGAGAAAUGAGAGAUCAUUUCUAAACUUUGCACAGUAAAACUCACUGUCAUCACUGUCAUUCCACUGAGUUUCAUACCUCUUAGAUUUCGUUUAUCCAUGAUAUUCCCAUAUUGUAAAGUGACUUGUUAUUUUCUCUGAAUUGUACCUGGACAGGUAGCUCACUGCCGGUUAUAGGAUGUUUAAAUGGUGGCUGCAACCAAAGACAUCGUUAGACACACACAACAGAAAUUCAUAAAAAUUACUUCAAAAGCAUCAAAUUGUUUGUGCAGGUUUAAAGAGUUGAAUUUAAAAAAAUUAUAUAUAUUCAUUCUAACAAAAAAAAAGCAUAGAUUUAGGCUCAUUACCUCUAAAAUAAAAAAAGAAGAGGGAUUGUGCUGUAGAAGUUUUGAAGUUUGCCAAAAAAAAGCCAAGGACUGAAGUUAGCAACAUCUACAUCAAUAUAAAAAAUUACUGUACAAAUUUGUAAUUUCUUUUAAUUUUGUAUUUAUCACAUAAUAAUCAUUUGUCUCAUUCUAGCACAGCUCUUCAUGCUUUUUCCUGUGCUCAACACAAGUGUCUGUAAAAUGCCAAAGCUGCACUGUGGCACAUUUAAUAACAGAUUCUGAUUAUUCCUAAAAUCAACAAACAAACAAACAAACUAAUAAAGGCCAACAGAUAUUUUUCAGUUCAUGGCCACUAAAACAGCCCACCAAUCAAAUAUUAGUCAGUUGUUGCUGUUGCUGCCAUUGACUUUUAUUUUCCACUAGUUCCUGUUUCAGAGCUGUCAGUUGUUCGGAGUUUAUCUGGUCAGAGGGUAAAAGCAGCUUUUUGUGAUUGUUAGUUAAAUUUGAUAACCGUGGUAAUCCGGACCUUCAUGGGUUAAAUGCAAAGUGGCCUUCUCUUGACGCUGAUGUUAUGGAUUAUAUACCGUCAUAUAUUUUUUAAGAAGACAAAAGAGCUCUGAUAUUCUUUACACUUGAUGUAAUAUAGUUUUUGGGUUGAAGAAGUCUGGAUGAAUUCAGGUGUAGAUGAGGUGGGCUGAAUUUCAGGCACAUACUGAGUCCUGUGUUUUGUUCUUUGCACUGUAGCCAUGAAUGUGUGUCGGCUGGAAAAUAGUAUUCCUCACGACAAAGUGAUUUCAGAUCAUGUCUGAGUCAGCUACUCAAAUCCAUCCUACAUCCUACAAUUACAGCUAGAACUAAUGAUUCUUUUGAUACUGAUAUUUGUUUAUUAAAUUAUUUAAUUUAAAAAAAUGUCAAAGAAACCUGUGAGAUUUGCCCAGGGUAAGAGGCUUGGUUGGAAAAAACUGGGAAGGUCUGAAUGAUUCCAGGGCAGAUCUUUGGUUUCUAAAACUACGGUUGUUUGCUUAUUAAGAAAACCAGGUUGCUCUGCUCUAAAAAGAUGUCGUUUGUCAUGUUGCCUGCAGUGUGAACCCACAGAGGGUCGAUCCACCUUUAUCUGCUGAAUUGAAUAACUGACAGUUAGUUAGUUUGUGGCAUUGGCCAGCCCUCUGUUAUUCCUCCACAGUAACUGGAGAAGAGCUCAGGUGUAAACAAGGAUGACAGAGUGGUGCUUGAGAUAACGCUGAGUGGACGACGCUCCGUUUAAUCCAUUCCCGGAAUCCGCUGUCAUGCGUGCAGAUGAUUAAGAGCUCGUUCGUCUUCCAUCAGGGACUGCCCCGGUUCAGACCCAGCGCUGCCUGACAGGGCGAGGGCUCUGCUUCGCCUGGGUCCAGUCAGACUGAUGGGUGCAGGGUAAACACUCGCCCCAUACAUGGGCCAAAGCCAGCUCGGCUGGAGGGUUGUGUUUAGGUUAGAGACGCUCCGGCGGGACAUGGCAUGCUCUCUGCCGCAUAAAUCAGCCGCCAGUUUAAACACGUCGGAGGAACGUUGUGACAACUUCUCGAUUACACUCGGCAGAAGAGAGUGGUGUUUGUGUCCCUGCGCCUGACAGGUCGGGCUCAGGGGGAGCACUGUGUACAUGAGUAGCACUGCCACUGUUUCUAGGCAUACAGGGGUCAAAGGUCAAGAGGAGGAGAAGGGGACACAGGGUAUGUGAGACUGAUGGAGAUCAAUGCCCAGAGUUCCAGGGACAGAAGUGUCUGAAAUGGACAGAAUUGGAAUUUAAAGGCCACUGUGUCAACACAGCAGGCUCCAUCAUCCAAGUAAUGCAUGUAUUUGCAUAAUCCUGUAUGAUGUAACGUCCAUUUUCUGUUUCUGGUUCUGUGAUAGUUUUCUAGUUUUAAAAUCUUCCUCAUUUUUGUAUUUCAUUACAAAAUACAUUUAUACAAUUAGUAUUUUAGCCACACAGUCAGUGAUAUGAAUGACAGUCAUAUUUCCCACAUGCUACCAGGAUGUGAUUAUGAUAUAUGAAAACCUGUCAAACCUUGAAAUGGUUCAAGAAAAUCCUGGAUAAAAAUAACAUUUACUUUUUGAAACGGAACAUGUAGAAACCCUGAUAUGAUUAUCAGAAGAAUGCCACAUGCCAGUCACUGAACAGAGACUUGAAACAAAAAUCACAUUUGCUUUUAUCUCCAAAACACAGACAUCUCUCAACCUCAAAACAAAGGCCUCUGCAGCCGUGCAUGGUGGGUAAUGAUUGUGCGUCCUCGUCUUUGGCUGCAGCGUGAGGAGUCGAGUUCUCGGCUCACCGCUGGCAGCAGUGUUGCACUGUGUUGUUUAAGCUGCUGCUGUCUUAAAAAAAAAAUCACCUAAGAAAAGGAGAGGUACAGCUGGGAGAAGAAGCGUUUUGACAGUGAGCUGACAUCGGUCAUUUUUCAUCGUCAACCAGCUCAGCUCAGGCCAAGAGUCGUUUUCUGCCUCGCUUUUUUCCCCACAGUGAUUUCUUUUUGGCAUUUCAGUGUAGCAGGAAAAAAAAAAAAAAAAAGACAGAUUUUCGCCCACUGUCCUUAACUUUGACUUCUAUCUAAUGAGUAUUGCCACUGUGUAAAUGCACUGUUUUAUUUUUUGAUACAGUGGGUGUGUGUUAACCGGCUCAGGAUGUGAAUGUUCAGUCUGAUGUGGUUUCAGCAGGGACACUGGGUGUUGUAAUCUGCGACACAGGCCGUCCUAAAAGAUCCCUGUUGAGUUUGAGGAGCUGUGGAGUUUGUGUUCUAGAAAAACAUAUAUUUAUAGCAAUAAGUCAUUUAUUCAUCAUGUACAUUUUUUUUUUGAGGUGGGACGAGGGUUUAAAUUGUUGAAAAUAUAUUGUAAUAUAUGUGAUUUAGUGAAGAAACAGAGUCCACCUGUUAUCAGCAAGGAAGUAGACGCUGGAGCUAAAAAAGGAAAGAAGGUAUCCUGCGGAUUCUGCUUUUCUUCUGGACAUCAGGCUGAUGUUCUGCUUAUUUGGGGGGUGAUGUGCUUCUUCUUGAUUGUAUGUACUUUUUGGGAACAGAGGAACCCACUUUUUUCCCUCUUUUUAAGUAUUUUGCACCAGCCCUUUUUAAUCUCUAGAGGAAUGCUGCUUUUUGUAGAAUUGUAGAGUUUUUUCUGUCAGUGGACGUAAGGAGGAGAGCUAAGAAAAAAGGCAGCUGGAGACUGAACGUAGGAUCAGUAACAUGUUUAAAAUAAGGAAAAACUGGAUGCGGAGUCAGAGUCUGUCUCUCUGAACAGAUACAGACCUAAAGCACAAGCACAGACCUCCCUCAGGUUCAUACGAAGUUUCUGAAACAGAAACUGAAAAUUACAGUGAUAAAAACGUAGAAAACCUAAACAUACAUUAUAACUGUUUAACUGCAUCUUAAAUAGUAGUGCAGCCACCAUCCUUUUACACAGAAACCUUAUUGUCGAGGUGUGUUCAGGCAGAAGGCGAAGACAGUUUUUGCCUUGAAUUAGACCAUUUGCCAAUUUACCAAAUGUGCAGACAAUAGCUAUAAGCUAGCUAGCAACUGACACAACGGCUGUGUGUGUGUGUGUGUGGAGUGUAUCUGUGUGUGGAGUGUAUCUGUGUGUGUUCAGCUCAGCCUCUGUCUGAACUCAAAACUCAGCAGAAACUCACACAGAUACUCCCAAACUUUUUGGCUCAUGCAGACUCAUCGAUUCGCACCAGACAUAUUGAAUCAUACGUCAUGCUCUGUCUUAACCAUAGACUGUAGAUGAAGAUUUAGAAGUCUGUGGUUUUGUCCCUGGUUGAUAUUAAACCCCAAACAAAGAUCUCUGACGAAUACUAGAUCAGAUUCCUCAAUCAGGAAAAUCUCGGCCCAGUUUGAACGGUGAGGCGACGUGUUGCAGUAUAAUCUUUCUUGAUUACAUUAUGUUUAGAAAUGUAGGGGAAAAAAGUCAUUGACUCAGUAUAAGAUUUAGCCUAUUGGAGUUUUUGUUUUGAGAUAAUUGUCAUGUUAUUUAUUUAUUUAUUUAAUCACAUUUUCCAAAGGUUUUUUUUUUUUUUUUUUUCUUUUCAUCCAAAUGUAAGAUGUUGCACAGGAAAUGAUCAGGUACUGGAUUUGAUUUCAGUUUUAACUUGAAUCUCAAAUGUAUAAAAAGCUUCACUUUAAAAAACAAAAAAAAAAAAAAACACAAAUCAAGUGUAAAGAAACAUCAUUUACAAAAUUAAUC
Toxotes jaculatrix (banded archerfish) is the source of this 7706-nucleotide messenger RNA. RefSeq names its product leucine zipper-EF-hand containing transmembrane protein 1 (gene letm1). The record is from RefSeq and is a predicted model, not a curated record. Gene Ontology annotation, cellular component: mitochondrial inner membrane. Gene Ontology annotation, biological process: intracellular monoatomic cation homeostasis. Gene Ontology annotation, molecular function: ribosome binding; calcium ion binding. The transcript is spliced from 14 exons. Lineage: Eukaryota; Metazoa; Chordata; Actinopteri; Toxotidae. Bases 266 to 2563 code for a protein of 765 amino acids.